UUCAAAAUGGAGGAAAGGCAAACAUUUUGGAGGGGAAUACAAAUAUAUCGAUUAAACCCAUUUUUACACGUCAUGCUCAAGUCAAAACAUCUCACGUUCACCGGAAAAUAAGGACAUUGUAGAUACAGAUUUCGAAUCGUCUGACUGAAAAGAUUAUGAAGUGAAAAUGAGCGUCUCAAUCGGUGACAAGAUUGAGGACUUCAAGGUCCUCACCUUGUUGGGUAAAGGCUCCUUUGCAUGUGUCUACAGAGCUAAAUCUGUAAACACAGGAUUGGAAGUGGCGAUCAAAAUGAUUGACAAGAAGGCCAUGCACAAAGCUGGUAUGGUGCAGAGAGUCAUUAAUGAGGUGGAGAUUCAGUGUCGGUUAAAGCAUCCAUCAGUUCUCGAGCUGUACAAUUACUUUGAGGACAGUAAUUAUGUGUACCUGGUUCUGGAGAUGUGUCACAAUGGGGAGAUGAGCCGCUACCUAAAGGAGAGGAAGAAUCCUUUUACUGAGGAAGAGGCGAGGCACUUCAUGCACCAGAUCGUAAAGGGCAUGCUGUACCUCCAUACUCAUGGGAUCAUGCACAGGGACCUGACCUUGACCAACCUCCUGCUCACCACCAGCAUGAACAUUAAAAUUGCAGACUUUGGUUUAGCCACCCAACUUAAGCUUCCCAGUGAGAAGCACUUCACCAUGUGUGGCACACCCAACUACAUUUCACCUGAAGUGGCCACGCGCAGCGCUCAUGGCCUGGAGUCAGACGUCUGGUCACUGGGCUGCAUGUUUUACGCAUUCCUUACAGGAAGACCUCCCUUUGACACAGACACUGUUAAACGCACUCUUAAUAAGGUGGUGCUGGGAGAGUAUCAGAUGCCCAUGCACAUAUCAGCAGAGGCUCAGGAACUAAUCCAGCAGCUGUUACAAAAGAACCCAGCCCUCAGACCGAGUCUUUCUGCAGUGCUGGACCACCCGUUUAUGACUCAAAGCGGGCCCACCGCCAGCAAAGACUCUGGCAGCAGUGACGGAGGCUCCAUCGACAGUGGAAUUGCCACAAUAUCCACAGCUUCCAAUGCAACCAACAACAGCAGCAGCAGUCGGCUACAGAGAAAAACCAGGCAGAUGAUUGGACAGCCGUUGCCCAGUCGUAUGGCGCCAAUCCCUAGCUACUCCCAUCAUUCCACCAGCUCCAGUUUUAAGAGUGGGCAGGACUGGCAGCCAAAUUCACAAGAUGAUUUAUCCAGGAUGGGCACUGGGAGAAUUCCCGUGGGUGCUGACAGCGGAAGGCCCCAUUCUCGCUACCUGAGACGAGCUCAUUCGUCAGAUCGAUCUGCUGUUGGGUACAGCCACAAUCCACAGGAGGCAGAGCUGGAAAGAUGCCACUCAGAAGAGAUGCUGUCAGGGGCUGGACGGUUAUUUCCACAGACCUCCGGCUAUAGAAAUGCACCACAUGGAUACUCGAAACACGACAGGCUUCCCUCUCCACCUGUAAAACAGCCUGCUAAUCCAGGAUCAUCAUUCUCUACAUCCACUCAUUCAAUGAGACAACAAAUGCCGGAUUCGCAUACACAGCCCUGGUUCAGCAAUGAUGGAGCGUUCAAGAGGCCGGCAGACGUGAGCAGUCACAGCAGCAGUGGGAGUUUCCACUCUGGACAAGGGCCAAUCGGGACACAAACCUCCUGCAGUGACAAACCCAGCGGCCUUCACUCUCUGCAGCAGCAGCAGCCUAUCCUCUUCAAGCACAACAACCCCGGGCCCUGCAGGGAAGAUGCAUUCGUAUCGGGACACAUGUCAAAACCUCAGGCCUACUCUGACGCACAGUUUCCAGGUCCACCGCUCUCCAAAGGCGAUCCAAACACAGAGAAGAAGGAGAAAGUGUGCCCUAAGAAGAGCUUCCCUCUUCUCUGUGCUGCCAGACUCAAGCCUAUUAGACAGAAGACUAAAAAUGCUGUGGUCAGCAUUUUGGGCACUGGAGAGGUGUGUAUGGAGCUGCUGAAAGGACAAGGAGCUCAGGAGAGAGUCAAAGAAGUACUUAGGAUAUCCUGUGAUGGAUCUAUGGUGACAGUGUACCAGCCCAAUGAAGGAAAGGGCUUCCCUGUGCUGGAUCAUCCACCCUCACCACCUGAAGACAUCCUCAUCUGCAGCUUUGACGAUUUACCAGAAAAAUACUGGAAGAAAUAUCAGUAUGCCACAAAGUUUGUGCAGCUGGUCAAAUCCAAGACUCCAAAAGUCACUUUAUACACCAAAUUUGCCAAGUGCAUGCUGAUGGAGAACACUCCUAAUCCAGACCUGGAGGUGUGCUUCUAUGACGGUGCAAAAACCCAUAAAACAAGUGAACAGGUGCGUGUGGUGGAGAAGAGCGGGAAGUCGUAUACAGUGAAGGGUGACGUUGGUCUGAGUGGACUCAAUCCUGAAUGCAGACUCUAUAUAGAGCUUUCUGAGGAGGGACAUCGAAUGUGUCUGUCUUUGGAAGCGGCCAUCACUGCUGAGGAGCAGCGCAGCGCUAAAAACACUCCAUUCUUUCCCAUUACCAUCGGCAGGAGACCUGUGAACCCAGCUCCUCCAGCUUCUGCUCCUUCAUCUUCAUCUUCCUGCCGUCCAGCAGCUCCAGCAGAGGUGGCUCACGUGUGUCUCAGUCCUCCGCAGCAUCCCCAAAUCACUCCAUCAAUGAUUUCCUAUGCGGGAUCAGACUUGACCACAGCCAGUUUGGCUACAGGCAGCUCUCCUGUCCACAAAGAUGAGCGCAACGUUAACUCUGGAAAAGUGCUCAAGUCCAUUUUUGUGCCCAACAUUGGCUGGGCCUCUCAGCUAACCACUGGCGAGGUUUGGGUUCAGUUUAAUGACGGGUCGCAGCUGAUGGUCCAAGUUGGCGUCUCUUGCAUCACUUUUACUUCCCCCGAAGGACACAUCACCAGGUAUAAAGAGAAUGAGAAGUUACCAGAGCUGGUGAAAGAGAAACUACACUGUCUGUCCAGCAUCCUGGGUCUCCUUGCCAAUCCCGCUGCCCGAUGCUGAGGAGCCGAAAAACAGAUAUUGAUGUGACCCCCAUGCGCAUCGCCUUCACAAGCACUUCAAAACGCUUCCCUUUUUACGUCAGAUUCUCAUGUCAUGUGCUUUGAGUCUUUGUAAAUACCUUUUUUAAAAAAAACCUUUGUACAUAUAGUCCCAAAGAUUAUGAAAAUUAUAUAUUUUUUAUGUUGUACAUAAUGGGUUUCCUGUCUUUGUGUUUAGAUUUUUGUACCCUGCUCUUUGAUGAAAUGUUAGCUCUGCAAACAUACAGGCAUUAAAACAUCUGCUGUACAUCUU
Molecule: messenger RNA, 3286 nt
Organism: Danio aesculapii
Lineage: Eukaryota; Metazoa; Chordata; Actinopteri; Cypriniformes; Danionidae
Gene: plk4
Product: polo-like kinase 4 (Drosophila)
Exons: 16
Coding region: 167-2995 (942 amino acids)
Biological process (GO): protein phosphorylation
Molecular function (GO): protein kinase activity; ATP binding; protein binding
Source: RefSeq, a predicted model, not a curated record